AUGCCACCACCUUCUAAGACGGUGCAGCGAGACUCGUUCGCCUUGGCGGUGUUUAACGCCUACAAGUCGAAUAGGUCUCUCUUAUUGAAUGCCUCCUAUAUCCUUUUGAUCACGGCGGCCUUCUCUGGUGCAACCAAUAGCUCUUCUGGCAGUCGGAAGAAGAAGGACCCCGCCGCAGAUGAGUUGGACCCAGAAAAGCAGAAAACUAAGCCCAAGCUCACUAGAGAGUCGCUCCGGAAGCUCCUCAAGUCCGCCAUCCCUUCUUAUGUGAACCCGGUGGUGGGAUACUUUGUGUCUCACUUGGUGCUCUUGGUCUGCCGUGCCAUUUUGACCAUCAAGGUGGCAAACUUGGACGGUUUGCUUGUGGGUGCAUUGGUCAGUAAGAGACUCAAGCGUUUCGGAAAGCUUUUGGCAUUCUGGAUGCUUCUUGGUUUCCCUGCCUCUUUCGUCAAUGCCUUGCUUAACUGGACCAAGGAUAAGAUGCGCCAGCACUUGCGUAUGAACUUGAACAACGGUAUCAUUGAGGACUACCUCCCCGACAACUUGGACCCCAACUACUACGCCUUGAUUCAGUUGUCUGAAAGCAAGAUCAAGGACCCUGAUCAGAGACUCUCUACCGAUGUCUCCAGAUUGGCCUCCGCCAUGGCAAGUCUUCCCGGUCAGCUUCUCAAGCCUACUUUGGACAUGCUUCUUUGUGCCAAGGAACUUUCCAGAAGUGGUGUUGGCAGUGGUGAGGGUACCCUUGCCCUUGGUAUGUUGGCUCACUUCUCCACCAUCGUAUUGAGAUUCUUCUCGCCACCAUUCGCCAAGUUGGCAUCUGAGAAGGCUAACUUGGAGGGACAGCUCCGUUCUGCUCACUCCAAGAUUGUUUCCAACAACGAAGAAAUUGCCUUCUUGCGUGGUCACGACCGUGAGCUUGACUACAUCGACCUCUGCUACUACCAGCUUGAACGUUUCUUGAAGAUGGAGUACUGGAAGCGUGCUAUCCAUGAAAUCGCUCAAACAUUCAUCGUCAAGUACUUCUGGGGUGCUGCCGGUUUGGUCUUGUGUUCGGCACCAGUCUUCAUCAACAAGUACUUGGGCAAUGACCCUGACCCCAAUGCUGCUGGUGACUUCAUCACAAACAGAAGAUUGUUGAUGAGUGCAUCAGACUCGUUGGAUAGAUUGAUCUACUCUAGAAGAUUCUUGCUCCAAUUCGUUGGUCACGCAACCAGAGUCACCUUCCUUCAGGAUGCCUUGAAUAGCAUCAAGGACAGGAAGAAGUCUACCCCACAAGAAGAUGAGAAGAAUGUUAAUUUCGGUGACGAAAUCACCUUCGCUGACGUCAGACUUGUCACUCCAGCUGAUGUGACGUUGGUCGAAAAGCUUAACUUCAGCAUCAAACCAGGCCAGCAUUUGUUGAUUGCCGGUCCUAACGGAUGUGGUAAAUCUUCCAUGUUUAGAAUGUUGGGAGGCUUAUGGCCUUGCAAGUACGGUAAAAUCACAAUCCCAACGAGUGACAACAUGUUUUACUUGCCUCAAAGAGCUUACCUCUGCAGAGGUUCUUUGAGAGAACAAAUCAUAUACCCACACACCCGAGAGCAGUUCAAGAAAAACAAGCAUGGAAAGACCGAGAAGGACCUUGAGGAAAUUCUCAGAAUUUUGGACUUGAGCGAUAUCUUGCCCGAGAACAAGGACUGGGAUAUUGUCAAGAAUUGGAACGAGGAGUUGUCCACCGGUGCUCAGCAGCGUUUGGCUAUGGCUAGACUCUACUACCACCAGCCAAAAUUCGCCGUUCUUGACGAGUGUACAUCUGCUGUGUCCCCAACAAUGGAACAAUUCAUGUACAAGCAUGCUCAAGAGAUUGGAAUCUCUUUGCUUUCCGUUGCUCACAGACCCGCUUUGUGGCAUUUCCACAACCGUUUGCUCAAAUUCGAUGGUAAGGGCAACUACUACUUCGGUGUUUUGGACGCUGAGCGUCGCUUGAAAUUCGAGGAAGAGAGAUUGCAACUCGAGAAGAACCUCAGAGAUGUGCCAACCUUGAGAGACAGACUUCAAGAGCUCAAGACUGUCUCCAAGUCUCAGCAUAUCAGAUACGACAACUCUCAUCGUGACUUGGUUGAACUUGGCAGAAAGGAGGCUACUCAAGAAUCCAAGCCUGCGCAGCCAAAGGAAGAGCCAAAGGAAGAGCCCAAGGAGGAAUCCAAAGAGGAGCCAAAAGAGGAACCCAAGGAGGAACCUAAGGAAGACAAGUCCAAGACUCAGCCAAAGAAAGUCGACGAGAAAAAGAAGAAGAAGAAGUCUGGGAAGAAAUAA
Messenger RNA from Candidozyma duobushaemuli, 2295 nucleotides. It is a transcript of the gene PXA2, whose product is annotated as ATP-binding cassette long-chain fatty acid transporter. NCBI's taxonomy places the organism in Eukaryota, Fungi, Ascomycota, Pichiomycetes, Serinales, Metschnikowiaceae. Gene Ontology annotation, biological process: peroxisome organization; very long-chain fatty acid catabolic process; long-chain fatty acid import into peroxisome. The transcript has a single exon. The record is from RefSeq and is a predicted model, not a curated record. Bases 1 to 2295 code for a protein of 764 amino acids. Gene Ontology annotation, cellular component: peroxisomal membrane. Gene Ontology annotation, molecular function: ATP hydrolysis activity; long-chain fatty acid transmembrane transporter activity; ATP binding.